CUCGGAUAUACGAUACUUGACGCGUAUAUCUGCUUACAUUUAGACGACCAAUACAUGGGAAGAACAACGAAAAAUGGAUAGUAUGCGACGUGCAUACCAAAAAGCGGUGGCUAUUCCGCUAAAUAACGUCGAGCAUUUGUGGAAGGAAUAUGAUCAAUGGGAAAACAAUCUCAAUCGUCUGACGGCCAAAAAGUUCCUUGGUGAAAAGUCCUCGGCCUAUAUGACAGCAAGAACUGCUUUGAGAGAAAUGCGAACACUCAUGGAAAAUGUAAAUCGCGGGGUUGUUCCAAAGCCACCACUGUGGACGGAUAAAGAGAUUACACAAUUGGAUGCAUGGAAACAGUAUAUCCAAUGGGAAAAAAGCAACCCGCUUCAACUAGAAGAUGAAACCAUGUUGACCGAACGUGUCGCUUACGCCUAUCAACAAGCCUUCUUGGUAUUACGAUUCUAUCCCGAGCUGUGGUAUGACUUUGCCGUGUACUAUAGUGAACUACAAAAGCCAGAAAAGGCCCUGAGUGUUUUAAAGCAAGGAGUCGAAGUACUGCCUACAAGUCUUUUGCUUACAUUCGCAUAUGCUGAACUAUGCGAAUCUCGACGUCAAUUGGAUGAUGCACGACAGGCGUUCGAUUCAUUGCUAGAGCGUCUUGAUAAAGAUAUCGAUAAGCUCAGGGAUUCGGCCCAGCAAGAGGUGGACAGAAUUCAACAGGAGGCUGACGAGGAAAAGAACAGUAUGAACUUAAAUGAUGACAUUGAUGGUGAAAUUCGAGAGCAGUUGCGCGUACGUGAGAGACAAGUUAAAAAAGACCAAGAAGAGGUCGAAAACAAGAUGAAAAAUGAAGUGAACGAUUUGGCCAAGGGAUGUUCCCUCGUGUGGAUCAAUUAUAUGCGCUUUGCAAGAAGAACUGAGGGUAUCAAAACAGCACGAGCUUUGUUCUCACGUGCCCGAAAAGCGACAAAUCGUACUUAUCACGUUUUCAUCUCAUCUGCGUUGAUGGAAUACCAUAACAACAAAGACGCAACUAUCGCUGGCAAAAUUUUUGGUCUCGGGCUCAAGCAAUUUGCCGAUGAUCCCGACUAUGUUUCCUACUAUCUUGAUUAUCUGAUACAAAUGAACGAUGAUAACAACACCCGGGCACUGUUCGAAAGGACCUUGGCUACCAUGCCUGCUCCCAAGUCGGAACCCAUUUGGACCAAAUUUUUGGACUAUGAGAACAAGUAUGGAGAUUUAGCAAGUAUCCAAAGCGUCGAGAAACGACGAAGUGAGGCAUUACCUGACAUAACUGCAAGCCAAUCGUUCCUGGAGAGAUACAGCUAUCUAAAUAUUCAUGCAAUUGAUGAACUGGAGCUUGGCACAGAAGCACGCAAGCGCAGGUCAACUGCCGAAGGCAAGCCUGGAGGGACAGCUGCCCCAGCAUCAUCAACAACUGCCACAACAGAUAACACGACAAGCCCGGCUAAUACAGAUCGGGGAGGCCGAUCAAAGGAUCAAAAUGCCAAGCGACCAUUACUCGAACCAGUCCAUCCUGAAAGGUAUCCCCGUCCAGAUCUCAACCAGUGGCAAUCAUUCAAGCCCACGGAUUCUCGACGAGCGGCCGCAGCCGCAGCCGCAGCAGCAGGACAAUCAUCAGGUGCGGUUGCCCCUCCUUCCGUACCUCCUGGUGCUGCUGCUGGUCGUGUGCCUCCUAAUGCAGCAGAUAGUACAAAUCCACCACCGCCCAUGGGCGCACCACCGUCGACAUUAACACACAAGGAUACGGCUGGCCCUGCUACUAAUCUCCCACCAACAGCAGCUGGAGUUCCUAAAGGCGUGCCACCACCACCCGUGCCAGCCCCUCAUCAUCAGCAGAAUAUGGGUAAUACACAAGGUCCUCAGCAACAACAAGCAUUGCAGCCACCACAAGCAAAUAAUUGGAGCCCGAGCCAACAAUUACCAGACCCUGUCGCCUAUUUCGUUUCUAACCUGCCGUUGCCACACACAUUUAAUGGUCCUUUGAUUCAAGCGGGCGAAUUAGUCGAUUUGCUACGAAACAUUAUCAUCCCAUUGCCACCUCAAGGAGGACCACCUGUACGUGGACCACCGCAGCAACAGAAAAACAUGGGUCCAGGUCCAUCAAUGGCGGCUGGCGGAAGAGAUAUGCCACCUGGACGUGGCCCUGGCGGUUAUGGACGUGGCGGUGGUCGAGGCGGCGGUUUCAAAUCAAGGGGUGGAGGAGCAGGUCGUGGAAGACAAGGUGUUAAGCGGCGAGGUGGUCGAGAUGAUUAUGAAGACGACUAUCAGCAUAAUAAAGGCAUGGGACCAAACCGUCCACCAGCAUACGAUGUAUUUCGAGCAAGACAAGCAAAGCGUCACAGAGAUGAACCGUCCUAUUAGUUAAUUAACUAAGAUUGUGGUUGCUUGCUCAAAUACUAACAUCUACAAUUAUUAAAGAUGAAAAGAAUUUUUUCCUCAAAAUUUAUAUGAUCUUGACAUACAAAAAAUAAACAUAAUAAAAAUAACAGACAUUUGUGUAACUUCUAUAAUGCAUCCAUCACGAUUUACGUUUACUUUGUUUGAUGGAGAUGGUUGUGUUAAAGAUAUCGUGAUA
Messenger RNA from Zychaea mexicana, 2585 nucleotides. RefSeq lists its product as uncharacterized. Gene Ontology annotation, molecular function: mRNA binding; protein binding. The coding region runs from base 74 to 2371 and encodes 765 amino acids. The transcript has 12 exons. Lineage: Eukaryota; Fungi; Mucoromycota; Mucoromycetes; Mucorales; Lichtheimiaceae. Gene Ontology annotation, biological process: mRNA 3'-end processing. The record is from RefSeq and is a predicted model, not a curated record. Gene Ontology annotation, cellular component: nucleus.